AAAUCCCCUUAUUGUUUAGGACAUUCUGAGUUGGGUUUUGUAUUGCUUCCUGCCAAAAGCAUACUAUCUUAUAUAACAGGGGCGCCGGGCUGGCUUGGUCGGUGGGCAUGCAACUCUUGGUCUUGGGGUUGUAAGUUUGAGCCCCAUGUUGGGUAUGGAGCCUACUUAAAAUAAAUUUUUUUAAAAAACCUUAUACAAUAGUUCAUAGAAACUUUUGGUAAAAUGAUUAAUAAUAAAAAUAUUAAGGUCCUUUUAAAUGUGUAUGUCCUCUUUUCCACUGCAAACAUAGCCCUGGGAGAACAAAGGUUCUCUGUCCCCUUUCCUUUUGUCAGCUUUUGGCCUUCCUCCGCCUGCAGUUCCUGGUCAACCGAACUGAUGUGCUUCUUCCUCUCAGUCUUCUCAGGAGUCUUGGCUGAACUUAAGUCGGAAAUUGAAAGCACACAGAGAACAUCUACAGGUACCUUCUCCCCUCUUACAGGCAAGUGUGAACGGAGCCGCAGUCUGAUUUCCCGGUGGUGUUGAAGGGCCAGGAGGCCCCCUCCAGGAGAAUCCCCUCCCCGCCGGAAGCCUAGCCAGGGGAUUCUGACCCCAGGGCAGUCCCAAAUCUCCCAGAGCCUAAGCAGCUUUGAGCAUGACUCUUUCUUUUUUUUUUUUAGAUUUUAUUUGAGAGAGAGAGACAGAGAGAGAGCAGGUGCCCAAGCGGUGGGGAGGGGAACAGGGAUAACCAGACUCCCUGUGAGUGCGGCUCGAUCCCAGAACCCUGGGAUCAUGACCUGAGCCCAAGGCGGACACUUAACCGACUGAGCCACCCAGGCGUCGGAGCUUGACUCUUGAGACAAGAACCAAACUGGAUUCUGCGGGCUCCGGGGUAUGACUAGGGAUCCCUCCACUGCUCAGUUCCCUGUGUGGCGGCCCUUGGAUCCUUGAGAGGAAAAAGCCUGCAAGGUUCUCUCUCCUUCUCUGACCCACUUGGUUUCUGGACUCUUUCUCCCUUCUCUCCUCUCCACCCCACUCCUCACCUUCUCAUCUCUCCACUUCUAUUUCUCCCUUCCCUUGGUCUCCCACUUAUCUCCCGCUUUCCCCACCUCCAUGUUCUCCCCCUCCCUUCCUUCCAGCCAGACAGGAGGACAGCAGUGUGCUGCGGAGAGCGUCCCCUUAAGGGGUACAAGUGUUUCUUCCUCUUCCUCUUCUUUUUUGUGUGCAAGUAAUAUUUUAUUUCUUCCCCUGGUUGCUAGUAACGUUGCUGUAUAUUUUUUGUGAAAAUUCACCUUGCCGCGCUGGGAGAACUUCUAACUGACAGUGGCCCUCUCUGGCUGGGAGAGGAUGCGCCCGCUCCCAGAGCUCAGGACCCGCUGGGCCCGGCUGUCAGGAGACGCAUGCUGAAGUGUUUGACGGUGAAAUAUCAUGAUGCCUGAAACUUACUUUCAAAGGAAUUGUGGCAAAAUAUUAACAACUGCUCUUUCAGGCAGGAACCCCAGGUCCAGUCAGGCCCUCGCACCCUAGGCUCCAGCUCUGGAUGCUUGCUGGAAGGUGCUGACCCCCAACCCAGGCCUGCCAGUGGUCGCCAGGCCUGCUCCCUUCCCCGCCAGCAACAGGGGGAAUCAAGUAGGCAGGGCGCCAACAACCGUGGAGGGAGGGUGCGGCUCUCCUGCUGUUGCGCAGGGGUGGGGCGUCCCCCUCCCCACAUAGACCCGCCGUCAGGCCAGUGGGAGGAGCUGCCCGUGCCCCCCCUGAGCCCGCAGGGCUAUAAAGCCGCCUCGCAGCGGUCUGCAGCUUCUUCCCAGCUCCCGGACCAGCUCUGCCAGCGGUGAGUGCCCAUCCUCGGCCACCAUGAGCCACCCGUCGGGCCUCCGGGCCAGCGUCACUUCCACCUCCUACCGCCGCACCUUCGGGCCACCGCCCUCACUGUCCCCCGGGGCCUACUCCUACGCAUCCAGCUCCCGCUUCUCGAGCAGUCGCCUGCUGGGCUCGGCGUCCACCGGCUCCUCCGUGCGCCUGGGCAGCUUCCGCGGCCCCCGGGCAGGCGCGGGCGCCCUCCUGCGCCUGCCCUCGGAGCGCCUCGACUUUUCCAUGGCCGAGGCCCUCAACCAGGAGUUCCUGGCCACGCGCAGCAACGAGAAGCAGGAGCUGCAGGAGCUCAACGACCGCUUCGCCAACUUCAUCGAGAAGGUGCGCUUCCUGGAGCAGCAGAACGCGGCCUUGCGCGGGGAGCUGAGCCAGGCCCGGGGCCAGGAGCCGGCGCGCGCCGACCAGCUGUGCCAGCAGGAGCUGCGCGAGCUGCGGAGGGAGCUAGAGCUGCUGGGCCGCGAGCGCGACCGGGUGCAGGUGGAGCGCGACGGGCUGGCGGAGGACCUGGCGGCGCUCAAGCAGAGGUUGGAGGAGGAGACACGCAAGAGGGAGGAUGCGGAGCACAACCUCGUGCUCUUCAGAAAGGACGUGGACGACGCCACCCUGUCCCGCCUGGAACUAGAGCGCAAGAUUGAGUCGCUGAUGGAUGAGAUUGAGUUCCUCAAGAAGCUGCAUGAAGAGGAGCUGCGAGACCUGCAGGUGAGCGUGGAGAGCCAGCAGGUGCAGCAGGUCGAGGUGGAGGCCACCGUGAAGCCCGAGCUGACGGCAGCGCUGAGGGACAUCCGCGCUCAGUAUGAGAGCAUCGCGGCGAAGAACCUGCAGGAGGCGGAGGAGUGGUACAAGUCCAAGUACGCGGACCUGUCCGACGCCGCCAACCGGAACCACGAGGCCCUGCGUCAGGCCAAGCAGGAGAUGAACGAGUCCCGACGCCAGAUACAGAGCCUGACUUGUGAGGUGGACGGGCUGCGCGGCACGAACGAGGCGCUGCUCAGACAACUGCGGGAGCUGGAGGAGCAGUUUGCCCUGGAGGCGGGCGGGUACCAGGCGGGCGCCGCGAGGCUCGAGGAAGAGCUGCGACAGCUAAAGGAGGAGAUGGCGCGGCACCUGCGCGAGUACCAGGAGCUCCUCAACGUCAAGAUGGCCCUGGAUAUCGAGAUCGCUACCUACCGCAAGCUGCUGGAGGGCGAGGAGAGCAGGAUCUCCGUGCCAGUCCAUUCUUUUGCAUCCUUAAGUAUAAAGACGACUGUGCCUGAGGUGGAGCCUGCUCAGGACAGCCACAGCAGGAAGAUGGUUCUGAUCAAGACCAUCGAGACCCGGGAUGGGGAGGUGGUCACUGAGUCCCAGAAGGAGCAGCGCAGUGAGCUGGACAAGUCUACUCACAGCUACUGAACCCGUUGGUCCAGAGCUCCCUGACCUUGCCCGAGGCCUACUCCAAGUCCCAGACCCUAACACCAGUACUGAAUUAGUCCUCUCUUGCUCUGCAUGUGUCUAGGGGGUGGCACAAGUCACCCCUUCCCUGGCCUGUGGCGAAGCCUUACCCAGCCAGCAGUAGCUGGCCCUUCUAUCCCUGCCCUGACACAUAUAUAUGACCUGUAUGUUCCCCUUAUCGAGUCCUAGUAAGAGGCCAGUGAUCCCCAGAUCAAGUCUACUCCUGCCAUUAUCCCAUGACCAGUGGAGUGGGCCAUGGUCUGAGUUUCAUUUUUGAAUCAAAUAAAACCGCUGUCAGGAGAAACCA
Molecule: messenger RNA, 3583 nt
Organism: Ailuropoda melanoleuca (giant panda)
Lineage: Eukaryota; Metazoa; Chordata; Mammalia; Carnivora; Ursidae
Gene: PRPH
Product: peripherin
Exons: 11
Coding region: 1831-3237 (468 amino acids)
Biological process (GO): intermediate filament organization
Cellular component (GO): type III intermediate filament; cytoplasm; plasma membrane
Molecular function (GO): structural constituent of cytoskeleton
Source: RefSeq, a predicted model, not a curated record